AAUUCUGCAAAUUUGAUUAUGUAUCUUUAGAAAAUUCUUAAUAUUCAGGAUAUUGAAAGAUGUUUCAGAAUGUUGCAUAGUACUUCUGAUCGAAAAACUUCAUCUUACUCUGGAAUAUUAAGAAUUUUCUAAAGAUACAUAACCAAUUUUGCAGAAUUUCGGCUAGUUUUAGGAUAAAUCAAGGCAUCUGUCAGUUCUAGUCUUCAAAAUGACAGCCAGAAAGACAAGUUGCACUUCAGUAUCAAAGAACUUGUUGAAAGCAACAACAAAAUAUUGGCCUUUAAUAGGCCAAUAAAAACUGACAUUUCAAAUAUUUGUGACCCCUUACAGCCGGAUGUUACCAAAAGGCAACAUCUCCCUUUUUCUCCCAAUGGCGUGCCGAAGAAAUUCGGUUUACUGAUACAAUAGAUAAAGUAUCCCUAAGCCAAAAUUAAUCGCUCUUUGACUCAAAAGUAGAAUCUAUAGGAAUCCGAGAAAUUAAUCAUUUCUGUUUGGGCGCUCUUUUGGCACAAAGCAAGAGACCCCAACUAUUUCUUUAAGAAAAGGUGUUAUUUUUCUUGAGCCUCAAUAAAAAUGUGCUAAAAUGUAUGAAAAAAAUUAUUGAAACGUCAAAAUAGCUCUGUGCCACCAUUCUCAAUCAAAUCAUAAAUAAAUACUGAUUCUAUGUGUCCAAAAGGCAACGUCCGGCGGGAAAGGGUUAAGCUCCCCAUACAUACUGACUAACCACAUACACAUACUAGUCACAAGAACUAUUUAGUGUAUGUCAACUAUGUAGUCAAUUUGUUAUCGGAUGGGUGGUCCGAGACAAAACAGCCGUUAGUGACUUGUCCAAGGUCAUUCUAUGACUGAUGGAGCCGAGGUUUAAACACGAUAUCUUGUGGAUAUGUGCCAAACAUCUUAACCCAAGUGGGAAAGUGCUGGCAACCAGCACCUGUUCAGCACCUCAGCACCUGUUCGACACCUACGGCACCUUCAGCACCUUUAAGCACUGACCCACUAUCUUAAAUGGUUUUUCAGCAACGUACGGUAAAAUUUGGUGUCUAGGCUCUGCUCUUUAAAUUUUAUCGGAACGUGCUGAAAAACCAUUUAAGAUAGUGGGUCAGUGCUUAAAGGUGCUGAAGGUGCCGAAGGUGCUGAAGGUGCCGAAGGUGCUGAAGGUGCCGAAGGUGCUCAUAGAAAAAUGUGCUAA
Rotaria socialis is the source of this 1189-nucleotide messenger RNA. The record is from the annotation of a GenBank genome assembly. Lineage: Eukaryota; Metazoa; Rotifera; Eurotatoria; Philodinida; Philodinidae.